Microthlaspi erraticum is the source of this 270-nucleotide messenger RNA. Lineage: Eukaryota; Viridiplantae; Streptophyta; Magnoliopsida; Brassicales; Brassicaceae. The record is from the annotation of a GenBank genome assembly.
AUGUGGGUAUUGAAACCAGGAACCAUCUACUUUUCGAAUGUCCGUGGAGCUGGUCAAUCUGGAGUCUCCAAGCGAAAAGAUGCUUCGAUCUACUGGACUUGGCAUGGGAGGAAUGCGCGAUUGCAUCGACAGAUCUUCUGCUCAAAGGAAUCAAUCAAUGCUCAGAUCGAUCGCCAGAUUAGAAACAGAAUAGCAAGCUUCAGGGAGCGAAACCCAGGUCUAGCAUCCAAGCUGCUCCAACUAUGGCUCUCUACAGACAGCGUCAGAUGA